This is a messenger RNA of Glossina fuscipes, 1490 nucleotides long. Its product is annotated as L-dopachrome tautomerase yellow-f2-like. NCBI's taxonomy places the organism in Eukaryota, Metazoa, Arthropoda, Insecta, Diptera, Glossinidae. The coding region runs from base 75 to 1397 and encodes 440 amino acids. Gene Ontology annotation, cellular component: extracellular region. The record is from RefSeq and is a predicted model, not a curated record. The transcript is spliced from 6 exons.
AUCAUAGAAAUAUUCAGUGCCACUUUACCAGCGAUUGGAAGUGCAUCGUUACAACUUGCAAUAUCCUCUUCAAGAUGUUCUUAAUAUUUUGUAUACUAAGUACAUUAAUUACUUUGCCACAAAUUAACGGCGAUGGUCUCAUCGAAGUUUUUAAAUGGAAACAAAUGGAUUAUUAUAAUCGUGGGAAUAGUGAAGGCACAUCUACAUUUACUUCUCCAACUAAGACAAAUAAUAACCGAAAAGGAGUUAUAUAUUUUCCCGGUCAGUAUUAUGGGGCACGUAGUAAACGUCAGCAGGAGCAAAUUGAAAAUAAUACAAAUCCCUCAUAUAUUCCAUAUAAUAAUGUACCGAUGGGAGUAACGCAUUAUAAUGAACGUCUAUUUAUAACUAUGCCUAGACGUAGAGUUGGAAUACCGUCAACACUGAAUUAUGUCGAUUUACGUAAAGAUGGUAACCAAAUGAGUCCAAAAUUACAUGCCUACCCGGAUUUUGAAACUAAUCAGCUCAAGGCAAACUCGGGAAAUUUAGUUUCCGUUUACAGAACCAGUGUGGACUCAUGUCAACGUUUAUGGUUCAUUGAUACGGGUAUAUUGGAAUAUCCUGAUAAUCGAAUGCAACUUCAGAAGCCAGCAAUAUGGAUAAUGGAUUUAAGUACAGAUCGUUUAUUACGACGUUUUGAGAUACCAGAAUCUACUGUACAACAAGGCCAAGGUUUGGCCAGUAUAACUAUCGAUACUGAUAAAGGAUGCGAUAAAACUUUUGCAUAUAUUCCGGAUUUGGUUAAUAAUCAGCUUUACGUUUAUAGCUUGGAAGCAAAUAAAAUUUGGACAUUUCAACAUAAUUACUUUCAUUUCGAUCCCCUGGCCGGAGAUUUGAAUAUCGGCGGUCAAGCAUUCAGUUGGAGUGAUGGAAUAUUCUCAAUUACAAUAGGACCCAAAGAUAAUGAUGGUUCACGUGUAGUACUCUUUCAUCCGAUGGCAAGCCAUAACGAGUUUAUGGUAUCGAAUAAAGUGCUGCAAAAUGAAAGUCAUGCCGAGAACGACGACUACGAUAGGGACUUUCAAUUGCUCGGCAGUCGCGGCGAUGCCCGACAAUCGACCAUGCACGAAUACGAUCCUCACACUAAUGUAGUCUUUUACGCCGAAAUACAGCGUAAUGGCGUUAGCUGCUGGAAUACAAAAACGCGUUUUUCUCCCGAUAAUCAUGGCACCGUAGCACAGGAUCCGCAACUCAUGAUCUAUCCCAGUGAUUUGACGAUUAAUGAAGACGGGGUUAUGUGGGUUAUGACCAAUUCCAUGCCAAUUUUUAUAUAUUCAACUUUAGAUACGAACACUUACAAUUUCCGCGUUUGGAAGCAGAAGACAUCGGAGGCCAUUAAGAAUACAGUAUGCUCUUGAAAGCAAUAGACAAUUUUUCAUAUAAUUUUUUUUUUUUGUAUAAAAGAAGUUUUAUUUUCUAUAGAUGUAGAUUUCAAUAAUACGAAAAAAAUA